Molecule: messenger RNA, 3639 nt
Organism: Sorex araneus (European shrew)
Lineage: Eukaryota; Metazoa; Chordata; Mammalia; Eulipotyphla; Soricidae
Gene: SNX33
Product: sorting nexin 33
Exons: 2
Coding region: 1114-2829 (571 amino acids)
Biological process (GO): mitotic cell cycle; mitotic cytokinesis; endocytosis
Cellular component (GO): cytoplasmic vesicle; plasma membrane
Molecular function (GO): protein binding; phosphatidylinositol binding
Source: RefSeq, a predicted model, not a curated record
CUCCCAGGCGGCGCUCGGGGACUGCGAGUGCCGGGGAAGAAGCCGGGCUGGGGGCGCAGCCCGGCGCCCACCGGUGGGACCCCGCGAGGCGCGGACGCACAGACCGACGGCCCGGCGCACCCUCUGCCCGCCGCAGCUCGCUCUCCAAACUCCCGCUGAGUUGUGCGUGUGCACGCGAAGGGUGGGGGCGGGGGUCCGGGCGCUUCCCGCGGGGGGCUGCCUGGGGAGAAGGGUUUCUGGACUCGGAGAAGGGUCAGCUGCAGGCUCGGAAAGUGCCGAGGAAUUAGGCAGACAAAAGAGGCCACUCAGCUAGUGGCCAGAAACUGCCCGGGCACCUCGUCGCGCCCCCCUCCAUCGCGAGGGUGGGGGCUGACCACUUGGGGGUCGCGGGGGCAGCGACGGAGAGGGAGCUGGAACUCGGGGGACCUGGCGGGGCCGGGGUGGACGGGUCGGGGGUCUGUUGUGUAAGCCUCGGUCCUUGUUUUCGGCGCCUGGCUCCUUGUGAAGCCGGAUGCAUCCACCCUUGGACUGGAUUCAGGAGGCUGCUGCUUUUCUUCUUGCCCCUCUUGGAUUUUCUGGAUGUUUGAAAACCCAGUGGCCCAGGAGGAGGAGGAGGAAGGAGGAAGGAGCAGAUCUGCGGAGGAAUGUGAGCGCCUCCCAAGGCCUUAGGAGCCAGAAGGAGCUGGGAGCCAGCGCGUCUGUGCCGGGGUCUGGAGCCGAGCGGGGCUUCGCGAGGAUUCUCCGCGAGUUCUGAACGUCCUUCCCAAGCGAAGAGUGGGCUUUCUGCCGUCUGGGGGCCAGUUUCUCCCAGUCACUCAACUUUUAUUUUUCUGGAAGUGAGAGGAAGGGAGGCUGGGAGCCCCUCUGGGGCUGCCAAGGGACUAUGGACAUGCACCCGCGCCGCUCCCAGGCGAGACCUGACCAGGCAGUUUCUGGGCCCCAGACGUUGCUUUGAAGACGCGGAGGCUGGACAGCAUCUGUGGGUGCCAGAACCUUAGGACCGGGAGCUCGAGCUGCUGUGUGACUGUGCCUGCACUGCUGCUGCAUUCACGGACCCUCCAGGGGGCCGGGAGAAGGACCCUUUCCUUCUCCCUCUCUGCCACCCAGCUAGCCAUGGCACUGAGGGGCCGAGCCCUGUAUGACUUCCGCAGCGAGAACCAAGAGGAGAUUAGCAUCCAGCAGAAUGAGGACCUGGUCAUCUUCAGUGAGACCUCGCUGGACGGCUGGCUGCAGGGCCAGAACAGCCGGGGCGAGACGGGGCUCUUCCCCGCCUCCUACGUGGAGAUCAUCCGUGGGGGCCCCGGCGCCAACCACGCCGACUACUUCAGCAGCGCUACCUCUGCUGUGUCUCUGGGUGCCCAGGUGAGCUGGUACGACAGCCCCUCCAGGGGCGGCGUGGGCAGUGGCUUCCUCUCCAACCAGGGCAGCUUUGAGGAGGAGGAUGACGACGACUGGGAUGACUGGGACGAUGGGUGCACAGUGGUGGAGGAGCCUCGGGCCGGCGGGCUAGGCACCAACGGGCACCCCCCUCUCAACCUCUCCUAUCCUGGCGCCUACCCCAGCCAGCACAUGGCCUUCCGGCCCAAGCCGCCCCUGGAGCGGCAGGACAGCCUGGCGUCCGCCAAGCGGGGCAGCGUGGUGGGGCGCAACCUCAACCGUUUCUCCUGCUUCGUGCGCUCGGGCGUGGAGGCCUUCAUCCUGGGUGACGUCCCCAUGAUGGCCAAGAUCGCCGAGACCUACUCCAUCGAGAUGGGCCCUCGGGGCCCCCAGUGGAAGGCCAACCCCCACCCGUUCUCCUGCUCCGUGGAGGACCCCACCAAGCAGACCAAAUUCAAGGGCAUCAAGAGCUACAUCUCCUACAAGCUCACGCCCACCCACGCCGGCUCCCCCGUCUACCGGCGCUACAAGCACUUUGACUGGCUCUACAACCGCCUGCUGCACAAGUUCACUGUGAUCUCCGUGCCGCACCUGCCCGAGAAGCAGGCCACGGGCCGCUUCGAGGAGGACUUCAUCGAGAAGCGGAAGCGGCGGCUCAUCCUCUGGAUGGACCACAUGACCAGCCACCCCGUGCUGUCGCAGUACGAGGGCUUCCAGCACUUCCUCAGCUGCCUGGACGACAAGCAGUGGAAGAUGGGCAAGCGCCGGGCGGAGAAGGACGAGAUGGUGGGCGCCAGCUUCCUGCUCACCUUCCAGAUCCCCACGGAGCACCAGGACCUGCAGGACGUGGAGGACCGGGUGGACACCUUCAAGGCCUUCAGCAAGAAGAUGGACGACAGCGUCCUGCAGCUCAGCACCAUUGCGUCGGAGCUGGUGCGCAAGCACGUGGGGGGCUUCCGCAAGGAGUUCCAGAAGCUGGGCAGCGCCUUCCAGGCCGUCAGCCAGGCCUUCCAGAUGGACCCCCCCUUCAGCUCCGAGGCGCUCAACAGCGCCAUCUCGCACACAGGCCGCACCUAUGAGGCCGUCGGGGAGAUGUUUGCCGAGCAGCCCAAGAAUGACCUCUUCCAGAUGCUUGACACACUGUCGCUCUACCAGGGCCUGCUUUCCAACUUCCCCGACAUCAUCCACCUGCAGAAAGGCGCCUUCGCCAAGGUGAAGGAGAGCCAGCGCAUGAGCGACGAGGGCCGCAUGGCGCAGGACGAGGCCGACGGCAUCCGCAGGCGCUGCCGGGUCGUGGGCUUCGCCCUGCAGGCUGAGAUGAACCACUUCCACCAGCGCCGCGAGCUCGACUUCAAGCACAUGAUGCAGAACUACCUGCGCCAGCAGAUCUUCUUCUUCCAGCGCGUGGGGCAGCAGCUGGAGAAGACGCUGCGCAUGUACGACAACCUCUGACCGCGCCUCACAGACCCCGGCCCGAGAGGGCUCUGGGAAGCCCCCCACCCCGCCAGGUGGGGCCCGGCACGGGGAGGGUGGAGCCGGGAACCCCUGGCUGGACCAGGGCCGUGGGUCAGUCACAGGCUGCAGGCCGGGGCCGUAGCAUCCCCGAGUCCACACGCUCACGCGCCCGGCCACCCCCUGCUCCCCUCGGCAGACACCGGGGCCUGCCAAGUCCCCAGCCCAGGUCACACGCAGAUUCAGACAAAGGUCAUGCACAAGGCUGGUGGCAAAUAAGGGGCCUCUGAUACGCACAGAUGGGACCCCUCGGUCCACCUGCAGGUGUGGCCACGGAGCCAGGGACACCUUGGCAGGGUGACAGGACCUGCCAGUUGGGGAUAGGAGUGGGGCGACAUGAGCCUCUUCCCUGGGCCCCAGAUACCAGUAUGAGUGGGGGACCCAGGAACCUGGGGGCCUCUGGGCAGGAGCACCCGCAGUUAUUGGGGUUCACCAGCACUCGCUCUCCGCCCUCCGAGCAGCUCCAGCACCUCGCCCCUGUGUUACUGAGCGGGGGUGCAGGGCGAAGCCCAGGGUCCCGGGCCCUGCCCAGCGCCAGCCUCCCUCCCCCACUGCCGGUGCCGUCUCACCCAGGUUUACGUCCUCCAGGGGAGCCCCUGCGGCCCCACCCCAGUCCAGGGCAUGGUCCAGCAGCAGGUUGGGGUGGGGGGACGGGCCCCCCGGAGGUCAUGGCUGCUUCUGGCCACUGCUGCUUGAAUUUCCUUUCCCCAUAAACGUUUUACAGUGAAGUCGGCGCUGCGUGGCUGAGCC